Megalobrama amblycephala (Wuchang bream) is the source of this 1526-nucleotide messenger RNA. RefSeq names its product transmembrane protein 208 (gene tmem208). The transcript has 6 exons. The coding region runs from base 201 to 728 and encodes 175 amino acids. Lineage: Eukaryota; Metazoa; Chordata; Actinopteri; Cypriniformes; Xenocyprididae. The record is from RefSeq and is a predicted model, not a curated record. Gene Ontology annotation, cellular component: intracellular membrane-bounded organelle. Gene Ontology annotation, biological process: vacuolar protein processing.
UUGCUGCAUCUGUGACGCAUUUUCAAAGCGCCGGAAACGCGCUCGCGAAUGCUGAUGUGUUAUUUUGCAGUAUAUGGUAGUUGUUUAGUUUUGAAUAUUAUUGCUUAAAAAUUGAUACUGUUAGUUUUUUAGAUGCCUAAAGGGAAAGGCUUUACCGGGUGAAAAGAAAACAGUCACACGAGAAGGAGAACUCAGGGAAGAUGCCGCCGAAAGGAAAAGUUGGAACCAAAGGCAAAAAACAAAUCCACGAGGAAAACCAGGAUACUCUAAAGUUCUAUAGCAGAAUCAUCCUGGGAGCAAACGCUAUUUAUGCAGCAGUCAAUUUCUUGCUCUUUUACGACUCAUCUACGUUUUGGACAUGGUUCUUGCUACUGUUCGCCGUGGCGGUCUACUUUGGCAGCUACAGAUCUAUGUCAGCAAUGGCCAAACCUGCAUUUGCUGAAGAUGGUAGCUUGCUGGAUGGAGGGAUUGACCUUAAUAUGGAACAGGGCAUGGCAGAACACCUAAAGGAUGUGAUUAUCCUUACUGCUAUCGUUCAGGUCCUCAGCACUCUGUCGUCCUACUUCUGGUACUUCUGGCUCUUGGCACCUGCAAGGGCUUUGCAUUUAUUGUGGGCGAACUUCCUGGGCCCCUGGUUUUCUGCCGAGUCACAGGCAGCCCCUGAAGAGAACGAGAAAAAUGACAAGAAACAGAGGCGACAGGAAAGACGACAGAUGAAGAGAUUCUAGACACUGUGUUUAAUUUUUUUUAUUGUACAAUUACAAAGAACAUGCAAUCUAAAUUAUUCUGAGAUAUUUGAUAAUGAUGGGUUAGUCCAAACAAUAGAUUUGGCACUGUAAAGUGUCUCACUUUUUCUCACUUGUCAUCAACUGCUCCGUCCUUUUCAGAACUCUGGAUCCUUUUUCUUUCUUAAUGUCCGUCUUAAAAUCUCUAGCUCAGGUGCGCCACAGUCACAAAUUUGCCUUUGUUUUUUUGCUUUUUAUUUUUAUCAUAAAGUGAGUUAAACACACACAAAAUGUCUUUGCUUACUAUAGUUUCAGUUAUUAAUGAGGACCUCUCAACAGAUGCAGCUACAUGGCCCAUCGCCCUCAGCAAUUUAGACUGUAUGAGUUUCACCCACCACAUGAAAUUUCACAGCACUCGAGUCCAGCGUUUAGAAUUCCUUCUUUAGGCCUUUCAGAAAAUCAUGUGCUGAGCCUGUAUCAGAUCAAGUCUGUGAGAUGUGUUCUGCUGAAGCUACAGCUGCAGCCUGGUGCUGCUUUGAGGGAUUGUAAGAUAAUUCACCUUGUGUGGAAACAAAGGACUUUCUGGUUACAUACAUUUUUAACUGUUCAAAUGAAACUAUACUGUUUGUAAAAAGUUGGAUGGGUUAGUAUAACACACAUUACGUCACAGUAUUGACUGGCCCCCAACGUCCGUUUAACAUUUCAAUGGACUAACUGCGUCAUGACAACCUUGUAAAAAUAAGUUGCUUCAGGUUAAAUUUAUGAAUACCCAAUGAUUAUAAAUAAACUAUUAUAAAAUGG